UAUCAUGACUCUUUGUUUUCUGCAUAUGUUUUCAUUGGCUAAAUCAAGACAUGAAACAAGGAUCAAACGACAAUUGCCUUUAGGAGAAAGCUUAAAAUUGGCUUGAUUUUAAAGCAAUGGCCAUAAGACAUGCAUUGUGCGGUAAUUAAACUUUUCUAAGUCCUUUCUCGAGAAAAAGAGGGGGUCGAACUGAAAAAAAAGCUAGGGUUCUCUCAAGUCAUGUUAAGGACACGAUUACAACCUACUCAGAUCCUUCGAUCCCAGCGUUCAAGUACGUUAGUUGCUCACUACAGUACAGCUCAACGUCCAUCGCCUGUUGAUUUCAGUGCGAUUGAAACCAAAUGGCAACAACGAUGGCAACAAACCACACGUUCUACUGAUCCCAAUAAACCCAACUUCUAUACGCUCUCCAUGUUUCCUUAUCCAAGCGGUAUGCUUCACAUGGGUCAUGUACGUGUCUAUGCUAUUAGCGAUACUAUUCAACGUUUUCGACGUAUGAGUGGUUACAACGUAUUACAUCCCAUGGGUUGGGAUGCUUUUGGCUUGCCUGCUGAAAAUGCAGCCAUUGAGCGCAGUAUUCAUCCAGCAGCAUGGACAACCAAAAACAUUGCUGCCAUGAAGGAACAAAUGUCAAAAUUAUGUAUUGAUUUUGAUUGGUCCAAAGAAGUAACUACAUGUGAUCCCGACUAUUAUCGCUGGACACAGUACAUCUUUUUGGAAUUGCAUCGUGCUGGAUUAGCGUAUCAAAAAGAAGCUGUUGUCAAUUGGGACCCAGUAGAUCAAACAGUCUUGGCGAAUGAACAAGUAGAUCCUGAAGGAAAAUCAUGGCGAUCAGGUGCUGUUGUCGAAAGAAAGAAACUUAGGCAAUGGUUCUUUAAAGUGACAGCAUUUGCCGAUGAUCUCUUGAAAGACAUUGACAGAUUAGAACAUUGGCCUGAACGAGUCAAGCAAAUGCAGCGUAACUGGAUUGGAAAAUCAACAGGCGCAGAAUUAGAAUUUAAGCUUACUUCAGAUGUAGCCAAGGAACCUAUUAAAGUGUUUACAAGUAGACCAGAUACUAUUUAUGGUGUUCAAUAUUUAGUAUUGGCUCCUGAACAUCCGUUGAUCAACAAAGCGUGUUUACCUUUAAAUCAAGCAGAUCAAGUAUUGCAAUUCGUUCAAGACUUGAAAAAGAAACAAAAUAUGGAUGAGGCAGAAGAAAGCAAGAAAGGUGUCUUUACUGGUCUUUAUGCUAAAAACCCUUUUACACAAGAAGAUAUUCCUGUUUAUGUAGCACCUUAUGUUCUUUCAGACUAUGGCACUGGUGCUGUCAUGGGUGUACCUGCUCAUGAUAAACGCGAUUUUGAGUUCUGCAAAGUCAAUCAAGUGGUCGACAAAGUGAGAUUUGUCGUUGAACCUGCUCUUCAAGCAUUAGACCAACCUUUUGAUACCAGUGCACCUUUUGUCUCUCAUGGUGUCUUGACAGCUUCUUCAGGUCCUUACCAAGGAUUGAAAUCAAAAGCAGCUAUCAAGGCCAUUAUUAAAGAUGCAGAAAAGAUGGAUGUAGGUCGUGCUGCAACACAGUUUCGAUUAAGGGAUUGGUUAUUAUCAAGACAGAGGUAUUGGGGAGCACCUAUUCCUAUCAUUCAUUGCCCUACGUGUGAUGUUGUACCUGUGCCUAAAGAAGAUUUGCCAGUUUACCUACCAUUGGAUGUUGAAUUCUCUGGUAAAGGACAGUCCCCUCUUGCUCGACAUGAAGCAUGGGUCAAUUGUAAAUGCCCCAAGUGUCAAGGGCCUGCUAAAAGAGAGACAGAUACCAUGGACACCUUUGUUGAUUCUUCUUGGUAUUUCAUGAGAUACACUGACCCUAAAAAUACGCGUCUACCAUUUGAUGCAGCCAAGGCUUCUGCCAUGUUGCCUGUCGAUAUUUACAUUGGUGGUGUUGAACAUGCUAUUCUUCAUUUACUUUAUUCUCGUUUUAUUUCUAAGGCCUUAUUGAAACAAGGCGCUUAUCAUGAAACACCAGAGACAAAACCAGGCCAUGGUGAACCUUUCCAUGUCUUGCUUACACAGGGUAUGGUGCAUGGUCGUACUUUUAAAGACCCCAAGACACAACGCUUCUUAAAACCUGAAGAAGUGGAUGCUUCAGAUUAUGCUGAUCCCAAAAUUAUUGCUACUGGCGAAACACCUUUGAUCUCAUUUGAAAAAAUGUCCAAGAGUAAAUAUAAUGGUGUUGACCCUGUCUCGAUUGUCAAUGCAUGUGGUGUGGAUCCUACUCGUCUUCAUAUCCUUUACAAAGCACCACCUUCUGAAGUGCUUGAAUGGGAAGACGCAAGUAUUGUAGGUAUGCAACGUUGGCUUGCCAAGGUGCUUAAAUUAUCUCAAACCAUGCCUCGUCUUGCCUCUGAUGUGCCUUCGCUGGACCACAUGUCUCCUGCAGAAAGAGACAUGUAUCGUAUGACCCACCUCACCAUUAAGCAAGUCACCGAAAGUCUAUCGACUACGUAUUCCUUCAAUACAGCUAUUUCAGACUUGAUCAAAUUAUCCAACUACAUUGCAUCACAAACAUUGACAUCGCCUGUCUAUCAACAUGCUGUGCAAUCCUUGGUGAAAAUGAUGGCUCCCAUCACACCUUCUACUAGUGAAGAAUGUUGGGAACUUGUAGGCAAUACAGACAGCGUGUUUGACCAAGCAUGGCCUACAUGGAACCCUCAAGCCUUGGAAAAAGAUCAAUUAGAUUGUGUUGUUCAGGUCAAUGGUAAGACAAGACUCACCAUCACUUUGCCUAAAGCAUUGGCUGGUAAUGCAUCUGAAAUUGAACGAUGUGUUCGACAAUCAGAAGCAGGACAGAAAUGGCUUGCGGAUAAGCCUGUUCAAAAACUCAUUGUAGCCAAGAAGGGCGAGCUUGUGAACUUUGUAAUUUAGUGUAAAUUGUUUUUUUUUUAUUAUUAAAUG
This is a messenger RNA of Gilbertella persicaria, 2934 nucleotides long. Its product is annotated as leucyl-tRNA synthetase. The transcript has 10 exons. Gene Ontology annotation, biological process: mitochondrial translation; leucyl-tRNA aminoacylation. Gene Ontology annotation, molecular function: aminoacyl-tRNA deacylase activity; ATP binding; leucine-tRNA ligase activity. The coding region runs from base 220 to 2904 and encodes 894 amino acids. Lineage: Eukaryota; Fungi; Mucoromycota; Mucoromycetes; Mucorales; Choanephoraceae. The record is from RefSeq and is a predicted model, not a curated record. Gene Ontology annotation, cellular component: mitochondrion.